This is a messenger RNA of Effrenium voratum, 1320 nucleotides long. Lineage: Eukaryota; Dinophyceae; Suessiales; Symbiodiniaceae. The record is from the annotation of a GenBank genome assembly.
AUGGCCAGUCGAGUUCUGCACAAGGCGCUGGUGGCGGCCGCGGCCGUGAGGGCCCAGGAGCCCCCCUAUGGAUUCCGGGCUCGUCUGCAGGAGGCUGCGGAUGUGAUGUGUACGGAGGACUGCUGGAUGCAAGGCGUCAGUGAAAUCUCGGAGAUGAUGCGAAAGGGCACCGAGUACACCACCAUCGACAUGAGGGCGUUGCUCUACGUGGUGGACAUCGUGCUCAGGCGCACCGAGCUGGCGCGGCAGCGGAACCUACAGGACCCAGUGGCGGAGAAGUUGGCAAAAGCGCUGCAGCCCCACUUGGGGAGUUGGCUGCUGCAAGUGCUCAGGCACCGUCGCCAGCCUCACGCAUUGCAGAAGAGCCGGCGCAUGGUGCAGAAGUGGAGGGAUGGCGGGUGGUUGAACGUGGACACCUUGGCUCCACUCCUGGACCUUUUGAAUGAGGAAUUGCCAGCAGACUCGCAGCAAGAUGACUCGCAGCAGUCGUCCCUGUCGCAGCCUUCCCUGCCCGCUGCUUCAGGCCCGUCGCCCAAGCGGCCGCGCAGCGAGGCGCCGACGCUGGCGCCCGCGGCGCCCGCAGCGCCCUUGGCGCCCGCGGCGCCCGCGGCACUUGCGGCGCCUGGCCCUGCGCCUGUGGCGCUGGCGCACACGCGGCGCGUGGUUCUGCCCGGGCGGCGCUCGUCUGCCCCGCGCCCGGCGCCGGAGCCGGCGGUGGCGCCGGUGGCGCCGGAGGCGGCGCCCAAAGCGGUGACAGAGGCGAAAGCGCCCAAAGAGGCGCCGGCACAGACAUGCAAUGACAGGGAGCCGCACAAAAUCUGGAAGGUCCUUGGGGACUGCCGGUGCCUGUUUCGAGCUGUGGCCCGUGCCCGGUACUUGGAUCACCACAACCGACUGCCGCGGGAUAUCCUGGGCGAGCCCUUGGACGAGGCACAGCGCACCAAGGAGCGGGAGACGGCGGACAAGUUGCGCAGAUGCCUCUGCCAGCGGCUCCAGAAGUGCAAGGAGGAGGUGUCGGCUCUAUUGGAGGGCCCCGUGCCCUUUGAGGAGUACUUGAGCAAGAUGGAAGAUUGGCGGACUUGGGGCGAUGAGAUCUGCCUAAAGUUUCUGCCAGAUCUCAUUGGCUGCCCUAUACAAGUCUACUCCUGGAACAGCGAGCAGGGUUUGACCUUCGACGCAGGGAUGUACUUGCCCACAGACAAGGUGAAGCUCAAGGAGGACUGCAUUGUGCUUUGGUACAAUGGCAAGACUCAUUAUGACCUCGUCUCCACGGAGUGGCUCCAAUGGCGCGAGAAUACCAUCCUCAGCAGCGCCACUUGA